AUGGGCGGAGUGAGGAAACACCAUGUUAGUUUCGGGGUCACGUUGACCAUUUCUAAAUUUGAGAGUAAAGCAGGGCCAGAGGUACGUAAGUACUUCAGAGAGGUCGAUCGAGCCCUCAAGGUUAGAGACGAAGACGAAACCGACCGAUCACAGUUCAGGUGUGCAUGGAAGUGUGGUAAGGUGAAUGUCGACAGCCUCCAGAUCCUUGACACUAUGCUCAGAGAAUACGACAGAAGGGCGACACCAACCAACUAUUUAAAUAAUGCCACAACUGUAAACUGUGAACUUUACAUACGAAGUUUUGGCUCCAUCGAUCCCAACUCAAUGGAUUAUGCUGUGGAUCUGUACUUAAGACAAGCGUGGGUAGACGAGCGCCUCAACCACGCAAACAUCACCCAGCCGCUUGAUCUUAAUGACCCUAACCUAGUGAAGGCCAUAUGGAAGCCUGAGGUCUACUUCCCCAACGCAAAAGAUGCUGAGUUUCAGUUCGUAACUGUUCCCAACGUUCUAGUGAGGAUCAACCCAAUGGGAGAGAUCCUGUAUAUGCUCAGGUUGAAGCUGGUGUUUGCGUGCAUGAUGGAGCUCUCCAAAUUCCCACUCGACUCUCAAGUCUGCACGAUGGAGAUUGCCAGCUUUUCUAAGACGAUGAAGGAGCUGAAAUUGCUGUGGAAGAGCGACGUCCCCAUCAAGAUGUACAAGAACAUGAGGAUGCCGCAGUUUGAGAUUGAGAAGAUCGUACCAACAACCUGCCAGGAGUCAUUUCAAAUAGGUAACUACAGCUGUCUCGUGGCGGAGUUUCACAUGCGUCGCGCCAUCGGCUUCCACCUGGUACAGAGUUACCUGCCCACGAUCCUCAUCGUGGUCAUCUCGUGGGUCUCCUUCUGGAUGGAUGUUGACUCCGUCCCAGGCCGAACUACCUUAGGCGUCACCACUCUCCUCACUGUCUCCUCCAAGUCCUCAGGGAUCCAGGCCGGGCUGCCUCAGGUCUCCUACGUCAAGGCCAUCGACGUGUGGAUGGGCGCCUGCACAGCCUUUGUGUUCUGCGCGUUAUUGGAGUUUACUCUGGUCAACUACCUUUGGCGGCGGCGGCCACAGGUGGAACUGCGACCUCGAGGUGGCUCCAACGGCAUCUGCCUGGGUGACAAGUUCUCCCACACACCGAGCUACACCCACAAGUCCACACCCACGCCCAGUCCCGUGGACGCCAAGGGUGUUCCCGAUAGUGGUGGGGACGUCUCACCUUGCUCUCCGCUACCUGGGAGCUCCGACUUCAAGCUGGGUGGUAUGUCUCCUGGCCAGGACGACAAGGCGCUCGUGUCGGCCAACUUCGCUCGAUCCUUCAGCCAGAGCAACAAGAUCAGGGCUCGCCAGAUCGACGAAUACUGCCGUCCUGCAGCAGCUCGGGAUUCUGUUGGUGAAAUGGCAACUAGUAUGCCUACUGAUAUGGGAGAGGAGGAACAACGCGAAUGUUCUAAGCGCAGGAACAAUAUAAUAGUGUUUGGAGUCCCUGAGAAGGGAGCAGCACAAAUAACUCUUGUGGUGCUUGAAGCAGAAGAGGGGGAAUUCGAUGAGGAACAGGGACGGACGUGCAUGGGUUAUACACAAGGGGAAAAUAGCAAUGGCAAAGUAUACCAGCAGAGAACCAUGGAACAGCAGGACACCCCCACCCGCUUUAUUUCCCACCCAGGAGGAAGUGAGCGUCAUAGUGCGGAGGUUGAAACCCUACUCAAAGUACAUCAACCCGAAAUAGUAGGUGUUCUAGAACUGUUGUACAAUAACAGGAAAAUCGACCCGGAAGAAUGUGAGUUCAAUAUUGACGGAUAUGACUUCUUUAGGAACCUUUCUCAAGCAAUUUGCAAGAGGGGUGUGGUGAGAAUGUUGAAAGAGGAUGAUUUUGAAGAAUCAAAGUGGUGUAAAAUUAAACUAAAGUGA
Messenger RNA from Homarus americanus (American lobster), 1932 nucleotides. Its product is annotated as glycine receptor subunit alpha-3-like. Gene Ontology annotation, biological process: chloride transmembrane transport; signal transduction; chemical synaptic transmission. Lineage: Eukaryota; Metazoa; Arthropoda; Malacostraca; Decapoda; Nephropidae. Gene Ontology annotation, cellular component: synapse; membrane; neuron projection. The coding region runs from base 1 to 1932 and encodes 643 amino acids. The transcript is spliced from 13 exons. The record is from RefSeq and is a predicted model, not a curated record. Gene Ontology annotation, molecular function: chloride channel activity; transmembrane signaling receptor activity; neurotransmitter receptor activity.